UUUCUAUCUAAAGCGUUGGAAUUGGGAAGCUUGAGUUUUCAUUGAAUUGCAUUUUGGGAUUCAAGACUUGUGACGAGUGAGAAACCAGAAAGUAAUCGUAGAGUGAUGAAGAAGAAGAAGAAAGAAAAAAAGAUUCAAAACAAGGAAGAAAUUGCUGAGGAUUGGUGCUUUGUAUGCAAAGAUGGUGGAUUGCUUCUUGUUUGCGACUACAAGGAGUGUCUAAAAGCUUAUCAUGCAGAGUGUGUGGGGAAGGAUGAGUCAUUUGUUGAGUCUGGAAACAGCUGGACUUGCAAGUGGCAUUCUUGCUUCAUUUGCCACAAGAGCUCAAAAUUCCAUUGCUUUUGCUGUCCAAAAGCUGUGUGCCAAUGCUGCAUCGCUGCUGCUGAGUUUGCACGUGUUAGAAGGAACAAAGGAUUCUGCAGUCACUGCUUAAAACUUGCACUUCUUCGAGAAGAGAACAUGGAUGUUGACUCUGAUGGGGAGAGGGUAGACUUCAAAGAUCAAGAGACAUAUGAGGGCCUGUUCCUGGAAUAUUGGGAGGUAAUUAAGGAGAAAGAAGGAUUGACUUUAGAGCAUCUCCAUUCUGCUGGUGCUCAACUGAAAAAGGGUGAAAACUACGAGUCUGGCUUUGAACCAGAGGAAUCUGAUAAGGAAGAGGAAACUCAAUUCAUAUCCGAUUCCGAUAUGGAAGAGCACAAGCCAGUGAAGAAAAUGAAUAGAUCCAAACGGAAGGAAGUUGUGGUGAAAAGGGAGGUAAAAUCAAAUAAAAGAGAUUUUAUUGGUUGGGGAUCAAAAUCCCUCAUAGAUUUUCUUGCAUCAAUUAGUAAAGACACAAGCGAAAAAAUUUCACAAUAUGAUGUGUGUUCUAUCAUUAAUGAAUACAUCAAUGAAAACAAGCUUUUUUGCCCAGAGAAAAAGAAGAAGAUUUUAUGCGAUGAAAGACUAAAAUCUCUUUUGGGGAGGAAAACAGUGAACAGAAUUAAAAUAUAUGACCUCCUGGAACCCCAUUUUUUUGAGAACCUUGAGCCAUCAGAUGAGGACGAACUGGGACACAGUUCAGAAGAUGAGGAUGAGAAUGUCAUGGUGGCCCGUAAAAAACAGAGAAAGUUAAAUACAAAUAGGAAAUCCCCUGAAAACGAGAUGGUGAUCAAUGCUCCACAGAGCUGUUUUGCUUCCAUUGUUGCUGAGAACAUUGAGCUUGUCUACCUGAAGAGGAGUCUAGUGCAGGAGCUACUGAAGCAACCUGAAACCUUUGAAAGCAAAGUAAUAGGAAGCUUUGUGAGAGUCAAAUCAGACCCUAAUGACUAUUUUCAGAGAAAUUCUCAUCAGCUUGUGCAAGUUACAGGCAUGAAGAAGAUAUCCAAGGGCGAUAACAACAUGCAGAUUCUCCUCCAAGUUUCAAAUAUGUCAAAAGACAUUUGCAUUAGUGUGCUUUCAGAUAAUAACUUCUCUGAGGAAGAAUGUGAAGAUUUAAGAGAAAAAGUGAAAGGCGGGCUACUUAAAAAGCCUACCAUAGUGGACCUUGAACAGAAGGCCAGAAGUCUGCAUGAAGAUAUAACAAAGCAUUGGAUUGUUAGAGAGCUGAAUUUAUUACAAAACCUCAUUGAUCAAGCAAAUGAGAAAGGAUGGAGAAGGGAACUAUCUGAAUACAUGGAGAAAAGAAAGCUGCUUCAGAAGCCAUCAGAACAGUUGCGGUUGCUACAAGAGGUUCCCAAGGUGAUUUCAGAUCUAUCAGAACUCGAACCUAUGGCAAAUGAUGCCAUUAAAGAAUAUAAAGAGGGAGAUGAAAGCUUGCCAAAAUCAAUCCUCCAAGGGAGUUCGGAAACUCCUGGAGAUAGCUGGGGAGGCAAUGGAUUUUCUUCAGUUGCAAAGAAGGAACAUUCCGUGGCAUCAGUCAUUGAAGAACCAAAAAGUUCGGAACCAAAAAUGCUGAGAAACCAAGAGGCCUCAGCGGUUCCGUUGAUUGAGUUGAGUAGCGAUGAUGAUGACGACGACAAUGAUGGUUCAAGGGUCGCACUUGGAAAGCAAAAACUCAAAGAUGAGGAUGCAUCUGUGUGGCAUUGUAUGGGACAAAGUGGAGAAAGACAUGGGCCCCACUCGCUGUCAAUGUUGAAACACUGGGGCGAGAUUAGUCCUUUCGCUUUGAAGUUCAAGGUGUGGAAAGUUGGUCAAAGUGAAGACAAUGCAAUCUCAUUGAGCAAUGCUCUGCUCAGGUUUUUCCCAGAAAAUUAGGACUCGAAGUUUGUUGUUUGAUGUUUGUCUACCAGAAGUUUAUCAAACAUACAGAAGCAAAUAAGUAGACUUUACUGUUCAUAAACUUGUUUUGUAAAUGUCUGUUUCUACUUUUUUUUUUCUUUUUUUUUUCUUUUUUUUUUUUUUUUGUUUGGAAGCAUUAAUAGCUAGAACUUGAGAAUAAUUGUGGGAAACCAAAGCUAUCAGAAGUUGAUGUUUUGUUGAUGUCAAAAAUCAGGAUUAAACAGAAGCAUUAUGUUGCUUAAUAGAAAAGCUAAUCUAUUUUAUUUUAUAA
This is a messenger RNA of Camellia sinensis, 2527 nucleotides long. Lineage: Eukaryota; Viridiplantae; Streptophyta; Magnoliopsida; Ericales; Theaceae. The record is from RefSeq and is a predicted model, not a curated record.